Messenger RNA from Haplochromis burtoni (Burton's mouthbrooder), 9851 nucleotides. RefSeq names its product protein bassoon (gene prr36b). Bases 5265 to 9497 code for a protein of 1410 amino acids. The transcript has 6 exons. NCBI's taxonomy places the organism in Eukaryota, Metazoa, Chordata, Actinopteri, Cichliformes, Cichlidae. The record is from RefSeq and is a predicted model, not a curated record.
UCGAGAUUUCUUUAGCUUUAGCUAGCAUGCUAUUGUCAGUCAAUAAGUCAUGUUUAGCUAAUUAAAAGCCACAAUUUAAAAUGAUUUUCUGCCGUCCGUUACGGAGUGUCUGCUCUGCUUACUGUGUUAUUAUUCGUGUUUUUUAUAUUAACGCUAAGCAGCGCAGUGGAAUCCGGCUUGCUCUUUGUGUGACUGGAUUUGCGUCGGAAAUGUACAAACGGGUUUGUUUUAGUGUCACUUCAUCAUUUUUGAGGGCGAGCCGCUCCGUUUCAGUCACUUUGAUUCCCGUGCAAAGGGGCUUGAUGGGGCGGUGGCAGGCUGCAUGGUAGCUUCAAGUGCUCAUAGGACCUGUUAGACCAAAGCUAAAAAAAAAAGGGAAAAGAAGCUAAAUGCCUUUAAAUCCACGCUAUUGUUUAUUUUCAUAGUGUUUCCUCUCGCUGUGUGACUGUUUAUCCACCCUUUUAACCUCUAAACUUUCUCUUCUUCUGACCUCUCCUUCCUUCUCCAUCCUCCAUCGCGGUUGCCCAUUGUUCUGUGAUGAGCCAACUAGUGUGAGUUGCUGAGCAAUGUUUCAGCCGUCUCAGUGGGGGGAAAGAAGCUGGCAGAUAUCGUGCUAAUAAAUUUGCAGCUUUCGUUUUAACUCAACAGACCAACUUUGGGCGUAUUUGGAGCAUGUUAAAGCAAAUCUCUGCGCAGAUCCUGCAGGGAGAGUGUAAAUCUCAGAGAGAGUUUGUGCACAGUCUCAUGCUGGCAUGUAAUCAGAGGUGAUUAAUGUCACCACCAUCACCACCACCUCGUCUCCAAAAAGUGAUCAGCUAUUGUGGCAUAAGGCUGGAGGGGCUCCCUCGCUGAUUCCUUUUUUUUGUUUGGGGGGGGUGAGUGAGUGCAGCAAGACAGAUUAAGCUCCCUCUCUGCUGAACAAUAGGGAGGAGAAAACACUGACAGUUCCCAAAGCCUUGCCAAGAGCGUUUAAUAAACUGCAAACAUGCAAGCAUUAAAAAUCUUUAUCCUCAGCCUACAAGUGUAUUCUUUUCCCCCAGCGGUGGCUCAGACAAGGGACAUAAAUUGUCUUGAGCUCUGUGGCCUUGGUGGGCACGGCUUGGUCAAAUAAUGAGCAGCGAUCGACCGUGAGGAAACGCCAUCCCAGGGCAACUAAUACGGACACUUUUCAGGCUUGGGGUUUGGAGACCCUCCAGGACUCUUAAGUCAGGGGUGGGCUAAGCCAUCCGUGAGUCUGCCGCCCCCCCUUGUUCUCUCUCUGGUGCGUGGAUGAGAGAAUGGCUGACUCAUGGAGUCAGUGGGAUGAGGCAGGCAAAUGGAGGACAGACAUGCAGCCUAAUGCAAUCAUGUGAAAUUAAAUUUAUCUGCCAUUGAAAACCACACUCAGCUUUAUGAAGUUAUUUAAGAUGUUUCAGAAAGAUUAUUACUUGGAGGGUGGAGAUUAAUGCCAGAGGCAUUGUGUCUGUGUGUGUGUGGAGGGAGAUUUGUCAGAAGCUAAACAAUGAAACCGAUCAUUGUAAUUAGGAAAAAUCUGAUGGAGUUAUCUACUUUCUUUCUAGUUGUAUCUUCUCUGUCUUUGUUUGUAUUGCAUCUUUUAGAAAAUUAACAUUUAUCCCUCUGUCGUUUGUCUACUUUUGGAGCUGGAAUCAAGGGUGUGGGUGUCUACAGUGUUAGCGGUGCACGAGGACUAAGCGUCGCUGUCUCAAAUAGUCUCCCAUAGCCCGCACCGCUACUACUACUAUGUGUCCACUAAAUGAAAUGAAGAGUUGCUUCAGAUUUGUACUUAAUCACUUUAAAAUAAACCUGACCAAAGUUUUAAAUGAUAAAAUCACCAUAUGUAACACUAAUCACAAUGUCUCAGACUGUUUUUUUUCUACUCUGGGCUUUGUAUGAUGUCAGUGAGAGCAGGUAGUCCUAAUAUGGUCAUGCUCAGGCAGAUAAACCACGCCCAUCUUAUGUUUUGCCAGGUGCAGCCAAUCAAAAGACAUCUGCGUUUAAGAUAGUGGGAAGAUGGCUAAAAGAGCUUUUUUCAGACAGUGGGUGAACUAAAUAAAUAAAAAUAAAUAAAGCAAAAUAAAUUUGAACUGUGAAUGAGCAUACUUAUACUAGAGCCCCAUUAACAGGAACCAUGUAGUAAUGAGAUUCAUUAGCUAACUUAAUGGUUGUAGCUCAUAUCUUUUAAAGAAGGAUGUUAUAAAUGCUUUCUUAGGUCUUGCAGAUUCACUGAGAGAAACUGUGCAGUAAUUGUUUCUCUCCCCCUGCAUUUGUCUGUGCAAAACAUACCUAAAAUAUCUGAAAUAUGCAUACCUGUUUUAGUUUUUUCAAAGAAAAGCUCUUUCAUCAGAAUUUGUUUCAAGGCAAUUUAAAUUCUAAUGACCUAUUUUGCCCUAAGCUGGCCUCUCGACCCAUGCCUCGGUCUUGAGAGGGGGAGAUGGUUGUUGCAUUAAUAGACCUGUGUGUCAGCUCGCCCUUAGUCAAAGGCCUGGUGUUGGUGGGUGUGUGACUCAGAAUGACACCCCCCCAGCUCUGAACUUCUCAGCAGUGACAAGGACAAAACUGGCCCUCUGGUCAUCGAGCUUUUUUCAGCCUGAACCCAUGGCCCUUGCACUUUAUGGCCUCAUUAGAAAUUACCACUAUCGCCCCACAGCUCUCUUUUAAUCCAUGGCAACAGCUGCACAAUAGCUUCUUGUUUGGAGAUUAUCAAAACACCAACAGAAACAGUAUGUUUGGCUGCAUUUCCUUUUGUUUGCUGGCUGAUUGAGGUUUGAGGAAACCGCCGCGGGCACCGCAUUGAAUUUUCACAGUGAGGACAAAGAAGAGAUAAACUUUGCUGUCGUCUGGCUGCUCUAGCCUUGAUAGCAGCCUUGGUUGGUGGCGUCGCAGUUGUCAGGGCAUGCAGUUGGCAACUGGCGACAUGGUUUUGAGACUGUAUUUGCCAGCAGCUGCAGUAAUUUGCUGUGUUUGGGCUCUCUGAAUUCCUCUGGUGGGAGGCUGGAUAAUGGACAUGGUUCACAGCCCUGUUGCUAGGCUUCAAGACCAGAUUUGUCAUUGCACAUUGUGUUUGUGGCGCCUUGAUUUUUUUUUUUUUUUGCGUUUUGGUGCAAUCUGGUCACCGAUAUAGUUAAAAAAAUGGUCCAGACUGAUGGUUGCUCUAUCCUUAGUCAUCCAAUCUCCUCUAACAAUUUUGGCUCUGAGAUAAUGGAGUCAAUGUCGUCGUCCAUACAUCGCCAUUGCCGUGUGUUUGUGGCUAAACUGGUUAUAAGAUAGAAGAUUAUAUUAGUGUCUGGCCAGCCUACCCUCACCACAGGCUCAACAGGAAUGAUAGGCAUUUGGGCCUGACACUGGUGCUUACCAUAAGCUUACCAUUACCAUAAGCAGCUGUAACAGCCAAUUUAUUUCUCAGUCAUAUCAGUUUACCCUGUUGACAUAAAUCUUGCUUUGCCUUUUUCAUUCUUUGCUCUAACAUAAAUCACCAACUUCCUAUGAAUUGCUCAAAUAAGUGUCUCUGUCCUGGACAGAUGUGCCGUUUUAAGGCCAGAUGUGUGCUUCUCAGAAGGAUGUAUUUUGUAGGUGCAGAUCAGCCUGACCAUGCAACCUGUCUGCCAUCCUGCAAGAGAUCAGAUUCCAUCUGGAACGUGCCACGUUCCACUUAAAACGUGACGGCAUAAUCCUCUUAAGGACAGAGACGUUCCGGUUGUACAUUGCGUGCGGAAGUCCGUGUCCCCCCUCUGUGAAUCUCAAGAGAGCACCAGAGCCUCUUGGGCAGCAGCGUUUCUGCCCUUCUCUCCAGAUGCCUCGGUUCUGGUCUCUUCCCCUGUCUCUGUAUUUGCUCUAUCUGGUGUCAUUGAUCCAAGCCACCAGCUGGUCCUGGGCUGGCCUGAUCUCAUUUACCCCCUGAGAGGAGCUUGUUUGUGGGCAGACGGCCCAUUAUGGAGAUGAUCCAGCAGCUCUUCAAGUUACAAAUUAGCUUUAGAUUCUCUGUUAGGUCCCCCGUCUCUCUCUGUGUCUUUCUUUUCUUUCUUUUUUUUUUUUUUUUAAAGCUGUCCUCUCUAAAACCAUGUCAUCAACAUCUCUCUUAUCUCCCAGGGGGAAGCGCUAACAGCAUCAGAGGAACCUGCCUCACUAAUGCACUUCCUCUGUCUGUUUCUGUCUCCUUCACUGCCCUGGCCAUCUGUGGAGUUGCCUGCUUGGCUCCCCACUUUCUCCUGUGCGAUCGAUAUCCACACAGUGGAGCUCUGCGCUGCCCUGCUGGUUGCCCCUGCAGGCGGUGGAGCUUAGCCAGACUGGAGUAGGGCCUUCGCCAUUGGGGCCGUUGUUUGUAGUUGGGCUCUGUCUCCACCCUUAUUGUUGUGGGGCUGAUUGCCCCUCUAGCCUUGGCUCCACAUAGUAUUGUCUACUUUCUGGGACAUACUACGGCCCCUUUAACUGCUUCAUAUUCCUUCCUUGUUCUUUCUUGCCUGCCUUCCUUGCCCCUCUCUCUGUUUCUGUGGACAGUUUGUGGACAGUUGAAGCUAACUGUUCAAGAUUAGCAUCUCUCUUUGUCCAGGGUUAAUGAGCUCUGUCAUGUGUUAAUCUUCCUGUCCCCAGGGUGCUGAGUUUCCCUGUACCACACCACACUAUGAGAACCAAAGGCUUCAUGUGUUUGCAUACUGUGUAUAUGUUUUAUCUCUUUUCUUUGGUGUGGGUGGGGUUUUUUACUAUACAGCAUGGACAUAUUGUGCGCAUUAUUAUUCUUUACCCUUUGCUUUAAAAUUGUUCAGUAGUUGUUAUUAUAUAUUUUUUUAUCACAUUUACAACAUUAACAAAAUAUUUUUAUAGGCUUGUAAACUCUUAAUUCAGUUGCUCACUUGAUGACAUUGUAAAAUCUUAGUGCCCCUGAAGAGUCCUAAGGAUUAGUGCCAGCCUUUCUGAUCACAUGUUUCUGUGAUCCAGGUGACUGUCACACAAUCUGCUGCUCCCUCUCAGCCAAGAAAAGUAGAAAAAAAGACUUGCAGGGUAUUUCUCAUGCCUCACUUUGUCUCACUGAGCAGCCCAGGGAACAACUGGAAAUCAUUCGGUAGGAAUGACUAUACUAUACACCAUUAAGGAGUUCACUUGACAAGGAGCAAAGAAGGCAGUAGAUGUUUAUGUUCGCUUUGGUCGUGCCAUCUAUAAGAGACUAACCCUUAACAUCUGCAGAACGCAUCUUGACCUGUGGCCGUCCCGCGCAACUUACCCCAGUCAGCCCUGCCUUGCAGUGUCAGACCACGGCCAUUCGAGGGGAGAUGAAGCCGGAUGGGGUUGCCACGGCAGCGCUGGAGCCAAUGGAAACAUUGGAAUCCAAUCCCGUGAAUGAUGGCGCACCACCCGGGGACCAGGAGCCCAAUCAGGCAGCCAGCGGGGUGGCAGAGGUGAUGCCACAGCAGCUGGGGGGUGAAGGAGAUCAGGAAAAACCACAGGGAGACCAGGCCAAGGAAACCCCAGCUGCCAAGACCAACAACAAGACCUCGGGAGACCCCAAAGCCAAGAGUACCAACAAGACCGCGACCAAGACGAAACCCGGCAACACCACUCAAAGCAAGGCUGCAACCGGCUCACGGCCCAACACAUCGCAGAGCCGCGUCGCAAAUGGUGUGUCCAAACCUCAGACCAACGGUGUUGCUAAGAAGACCACGCCUGCAGCGGACAAAAAGAGCACCCUGACCUCAGCUUCGUCGAAAAAACCAACAGGAACUGCCGGCGCCCCAGCCUCCAAAACAUUGGCUAAAGUGUCUGAGAAGAAAGCCACGGGGGCCGCUCCUGCCACCAACGGCGCAAAGUCAACCACCGGAACAACAGCAGCCAAAAAGACCUCAUCCACAAAUGCUAAUGGUGUCAAAUCCAAUACCGCUGCAGCAGCAGCAGCUAAAAAGCCCCCAGCUCCCAAGCCUGCCUCCACCAAGCCCGGCUCUGUUGCCUCACCCAAACCUGAUAAGCCCCCCGUUUCCAAGACAACCAGGCCUACAACCGGCACAACUUCAUCCCCUCGUCCUGCCACGGGCUCAUCUCGGCCACCUACUAGCAGCAACGCCAAGAGCUCCCCUGCUACAACCAAACCUGCCACUCCUAAAACUCCCUCUGCCGCCGCCAAGCCGGCUACCCCCAAACCAACCUCCACUACCCCCUCUGGUGGCAAACCUCCAUCUCAAACAUCCAAAACCACAACCCUUGUGAAAAAAGAUGUCACCAAACCCUCAACGCCAGCAGCCAAAAAGCCUGCAGACUCCCCCCUUACUCGCCCUUCUUCUACAACGAAGUCAGCAAAAUCCGAGACUUCCAAGUCCGCUUCAAAAUCAGAGGUCACUGCCAAAAAGCCUGCUACUAACAAGCCAGCAGACACCAAAACACCUAACCGCCCCAAAACACAAGAGAGCAAGCCUACACCAGCUAAGACUCCUGGCUCCAAAACCAAGACCUCCAGCCCCAAGAAAACUGUGGGAAGCAGCACACCAACUCCUGUUAAACGCGCCCCUAAAGCUGCCACAGCCGCUGAACCUGAAAAGGAAGUUGCCGCAGCUGUAGCUGCUGCAGCAGCGAUUGCUGCCACAGUAGCUGUUAUUGCUGCGCCAGAACAACCAGAGCCUCCUGCAGAACUAGCUGUGGAGCCAUCCAUUACAACUCCUGAAGAAAAAUCAGCAGAGCUCACACCAGAACCAGAACUAGUCUGUGCACCAGUGGCUGAAUCAGUUUGUGAACCAAAACUAGAACCCGCACGGGAAUCCAUACCAGAACCCGCCAGGGAACCUACACCAGAGCCUGCAAGAGAACCCACACCAGAGCCUGUCAGGGAAUCCACUCCAGUAUCUGUAAGAGAACCCACACCAGAGCCUGUCAGGGAACCUACACCAGAACCUGCAAGAGAACCCACACCAGAGCCUGUUAGGGAACCCACUCCAGUAUCUGUAAGAGAACCCACACCAGAGCCUGUCAGGGAACCUACACCAGAACCUGCAAGAGAACCCACACCCGAACCUGUAAGAGAACCCACACCAGAACCUGCAAGGGAACCCACACCCGAACCUGUAAGAGAACCCACACCAGAACCUGCAAGAGAACUUACUCCAGAGCCUGUCAGGGAACCUUCACCAGAGCCCGUAAGAGAACCAACACCAGAACCUGUACAAGAACUAAUUUCACAUCAAGAAGAAGAACCAUCCCCCGAGGCAUCUGUAGAUCUCCUGUCUGACCCACCAGCAGAGGAGGAGGCAGAACCAGUCCAUGAAGCAGUGUGUGGUGUUCAGCUCCCUGCACAGAUAGAUCCUUUCAAAUUUGAGGAGCCUGCCAACGACUCCCUGGGUACUACCGUCAUGUCUCCUCCUUGUUCCCCACAAGGCCCUGCUUCUCCUGUCAGAGACCAACAGAAUGCCUACUCUCUCCUGGGCACCCAUGUCCACUCUGAUCCCUGGAACAUAAACCAAAGCCCAAGCAGUAUGAUGAACUUCCAGAGAGAAGAGGAACAGUGCCAGCAGUUUGAGGCUCAGGAGACACAAGAGGAGGAAGAGGACGAAGAGCAGGAAGAAGAAGAGAAGGAAAACUUGUUUAUGCAUACCCCCGCAGCUCCCGAGGCCUUUAAUAACACAGUGCAACCUCACUUAUUGGGUGCCUCCCCUCUGGAUGAUUUCAGCCCCAGAGGCCUGAUCUCUCCUCAUGAAAAGGAGGAGGCCGUGGAAAAGGCUGAUGAGGAAAUCAACGAGGAUGAUGAUGAGCAAGAGGAUGAUGAUGAUGAAGAACAAAGGAGACUGGGCUAUCAGCCUUCGUCUUUGAUCACUGACAUGAGCACGUCUCAGCUCUCUGACGACUUCCAAGUGCGCUCCUCUGCCUUUGGAGGUUCAACAGGGUGGCACGGUGACGACUUGCUGUCUGGGAUGGACUCCGAGGAUGUGAGCAGCUGCACCAGCAGCCGACAGCAGGGGGUCUCAGACCUUAGUAGCACCCAGCAUACCGCAAUUCUAGAGGGCACCCAGAGUUCAGAUGCCCUGGUUGACACUAGCCUCCGUGGUUCUGAGGGAGAUGGUAACCUCAUGGGUUCUCCCAAUGUGGAAACCCUAGCCAAUGAAGAAGAGGACGAGGAUGAUGAGGAUGAGCGGGUAGACGAUAUGGAUUUGAGCUCUGAGAGGGUAGACGAACACCAUAAAGUUUUCCAGGAGCAAGGGCAAGAUGAGGAAGAGGAUGAAGAUGUGGAAAUGCGCAGUGAAGGAGUGAUGGAGAGCUGUGAGAAUGAGGAUGACUUUAAUGAGGAGGCACAUUUAGAUAACCUCAAUCAAUCGGGUCCUCCGCCCUCCAUCCCUGCAUCCUCCUGGGGCCAGACCAACCCCUUCUGUGAUACCUGGGCUCAGCCAGCCUCACUGCUCUCCGUCUCCUCCCCCAGCCCUGUGUCCGACCACGGUGCUGCUGAGUCUGAAGCGCCCACCCAGUCUCCUGCCCAGGCAUGUUUGGAUGUCAGCGCCCCAUCCUUUGCUCCUGAGAUGGAGCAAGAAACCAACCUUCAUCAGUCAUCAUAUGAGGAGACGAAGGGCUCAGUUCUUGCAGAGGCUCCCACCCUACUUGCUGCCCCACCUGUAGGCAUGUCCCAGUCCAGCACUCUAAGCGGCACGGCUCUGGCAGCCCAGAGUAGCAGCGAGACAAGCACACCAGAGGAACUCCGUGACUAUGACAGCAGCUCUGGAGUCGAGUCCCGCUCUGACAAGCAGCAGACCCCAGUGCCUGCUUCGGUUCAGCCUGACAUGGAGCAGGAUCUCGGUAUUCACUUAGAAAAAGGCGACGGAGAAGAGGAGGAAGCCGAGACGCUCCCCGCCGACGAGGUCCUGGGCACCGGACCCCCAACUGCUCCUGCAUCCGCCCCUUCUUCCCCUUCCACCUCGGGAGACGAGGCCAGCGAUACAGAAGGGGAGAUGCAAAUAAAUGACCCUGAAGCACCCAUGAUGGUAGAUGAAAGUGCCGGGUUUGAGAGUCCUCCUCAGACGUGUAGCCUGCCCGCUCUCGAGGAGGACGAAGAGGCUGCGGACACACCAGCUGGGGAGGGUGAGGAGGAUGGGGGCGGGGCCACCCCUCAGUCAGCCAAUUCUGUAGCGUCUUACGGCUUCGACUGCACUACAUCCAACUCCAACGCCCACUCCAUGGCUGAGAGCUGCGGGAAGAGCCCUGGAAUCUUCUCCUUGGAAAACGAGGAGCAGCUGCCAGAGGAGGCCAAAGACCCCUCCCUCAUCAAGGAGCUGACGCUGCCACCAGCUGCCACCUCUGCCCUUGCAGAGGACCUGCUGGGCAGAUCUGUGGAUCUGAUGCCUUUGGGUCACCCGGAGGACAACCAUCCCAGUCUAGAUGACCACCACUACAUGCUGGGAGGGAAGAUUGCAGCAGACCAGCUGGAGGACAUCGAUCCAGUCGAGGCCGAGGAAUCUGGAGGCACCGGCGACAACCAGGCAUCCUACUACUCUACCAUAUCUGAUAAGACUGAUAGUUUUCUGGCAGGUAACGUAUAAGUCCCUCCUGUUACCCCCCGGAAUGCACCUUUUCCCUGCAACCCUCCCCCUUUUACCUGUUUUCUUCUUUUGUUUUCUCUCCAAUUGGGUUAGAUGGUUAGAAGAAGAAAAAAAAAGGAGAGCAAGAUUGUAGGAAAAAAGAUUUUAAAAAAAUGAACAAAGGAGAAGGAAAAAAAAUGACUGUAGCAAUUUUUAAAUGAAGCCUCCCUCUUUCAUACUGUUAUGGUCACGGUUAUGAGUGUAUGGCUUAACUCCAUUUUUCUAGUAGGAUGUUCUUUUUAAGUAACCCUGCUUAUUCUGUAGCCCCUGAUGGGGUAUUGACUGAUUGGUCCAAUGUGACUGAGCUUUUAAACC